Aphidius gifuensis is the source of this 3216-nucleotide messenger RNA. RefSeq names its product collagen alpha-1(I) chain-like. NCBI's taxonomy places the organism in Eukaryota, Metazoa, Arthropoda, Insecta, Hymenoptera, Braconidae. The record is from RefSeq and is a predicted model, not a curated record. Gene Ontology annotation, molecular function: extracellular matrix structural constituent. The transcript has 21 exons. The coding region runs from base 178 to 2964 and encodes 928 amino acids.
AAAAUAAUAAUGUGGAUGUGGAUUGUUAAGAGGCACUUGACUUGUGCCACUCUUAAGAACACGUUAUUAAUUAAUUUGCUUAUCGAACAUUGCCGGAAGUCUUUGUAAAAAACUACAACAAGAUCGCAAGUUUAUCAAAAGAAUAAUGAAACUGAAGGAGUUACUGAACCAGGUGAAAUGACAUCAGUACCUUACGAAGCAUCGGUCCAAUUUAACAAGACAGAUUAUUUAAAGUCAUCUGAGCUUAAUCCAGGCGAGAGUAUUCAAAUUAAAACAUUUACAAGUAUUCAGGGUGAACCAGGAAGAUCGGGAGAUGAUGGUACACCUGGUUAUCCAGGGAUACCUGGGAAUGAUGGAUCAUCUGGUCUACCUGGACCACCUUCUGACAUGUCAUUGUACUAUCGACAAUUAGCAAUGUCCCAAGUGAACAAUGACAAAGGACCAACUGAUGCUGCUUCACCACUUUAUAAUCCAUUGGGAUAUCUUCAAGCAGCAGUGGGUCCACCUGGACCCAGAGGACUUCAAGGAAAUCCUGGGCUUACUGGACCACCAGGACCAAUGGGUCUUCGUGGUGAUCCAGGAGAUGCUGGUCCACCUGGUUCCCCUGGUACACCAGGACCAAGAGGAUUACCAGGUUUUCCAGGAAAAGAUGGUGAAGAGGGAGAAGAUGGAGAAGCUGGUAGACCAGGAAGUCCAGGUGCACGUGGUCCAGUUGGUUUACCAGGAAUGGCUGGAUUACCUGGGCUUAAAGGACAUCCUGGAUUACCUGGUUUGGAUGGUGCCAAAGGUGAUCAAGGAUUGCCUGGUGAAAAAGGAAGUUUUGGUGCACCUGGUCUUGCAGGGCCAAUGGGUCCCAUGGGUCCUCAUGGUUCUCGGGGAGAAAAAGGCAGAGAAGGUAAUCAGGGGCCACCUGGUGCUCGAGGUAUCGAUGGCAUGAAUGGAUCUCCAGGUUCACCAGGACCAGCUGGAAGAAUUGGUCUUCCAGGUGUCCCAGGAGUUCCUGGAUUCAAAGGAGAUCAAGGCUUGAUGGGUUUAAAAGGUAACCAGGGUGAUUUUGGUCAAAAAGGUGAAGCUGGACAACCUGGUCAACAUGGAGAAACUGGAGCACCAGGUAUACCAGGAAAAAAUGGAUCUCCUGGUGAAAAAGGAAUUGCAGGAGCUAAAGGAGCCAUUGGUUUGCCUGGAUUUCCAGGCAAUCAAGGUCUCACAGGCACACCUGGAACUACUGGUGCACCUGGACCAAAAGGAAUGAUGGGACAUCCUGGAGAACGAGGUUUAAAAGGAGACAUUGGAAUAAAAGGAGAUGCUGGAAUUCCUGGUUCUAGAGGUCCUCCAGGUGUACCUGGAAAUGAUGGAAGAAAAGGUAAACGUGGAGUGAGAGGCCCAAUUGGAGCGAUUGGCUUACCAGGUCCUCAAGGUGUUGCUGGUGAAAGAGGAAUGAUUGGAAUGCCAGGUCCUAUUGGACCAAUUGGACUACGAGGACUUAAAGGACCACCAGGUGAAAUUGGACCACGUGGAAAAUCAGGCCAAGAUGGAUUACCCGGUUUAAUUGGACACACUGGUCCUCAAGGUUUACCUGGCACUCCCGGUGAAAUUGGACCAGAAGGUGUACCAGGUAAAGCAGGACCACCGGGACUUACUGGAAGAGUUGGUGAUAAAGGACCAACAGGUCUUCCAGGUCCACAAGGACCACCUGGAGGUCCUGGGCCAGUGGGCCCUGUUGGACCAGCUGGACCUAUGGGCUUAACUGGAGAAAAAGGCGUCAAGGGUGAAAUGGGAAUACGCGGAGCUGAUGGCAUUCAAGGCCCAAGAGGAAUAUCUGGUACACCAGGAUUAAAUGGUGCAAAAGGUGAUCGUGGUCUUGAAGGUUUUCCUGGAAUGAAAGGUCAUCGAGGACUAAUGGGUCUUACAGGAAUGACUGGAUCACCUGGUAUUCCCGGAGAAAAAGGAGGAGCUGGUGUACCAGGAAUGAAUGGCAAAGAUGGUUUACCAGGUAUACGUGGACCUCCUGGAAGAGACGGUAAUCCAGGAAGUAUUGGAAUAUCUGGUGAUCGUGGACCACCAGGAAUUCCAGGUGAAAAUGGACGUCAUGGACCUCCAGGUCCACCAGGCUUACCUGGACCUCCCGGUCCACCUGGUGAUCAUGGUUUUCGAUACGAUGCAGCAACUCUUGCUGCUUUAAUGGUUCAAGGACAAACUAAAGGACCACUACCAAAUUCUGAUCAAAUGAUGAAUGAUGAACCUUUGAAAAACUCUAACAAGGAUAUAACUGAUGAAGAAAGAAAUGAAAUAUUUAGUAAAACUUAUGAACGUUUAAAAAAUUCAAUAAAUGACAUUAUGAAACCAGAUGGUCAAAAAUCAUCACCAGUUAAAACUUGUGGACAUUUAUUUAAAAAUUAUCCAGAUAAACAAUCAGGUGAUUAUUGGAUUGAUCCCAAUGAAGGUGAAAUUAAUGAUGCAAUUUUAGUUUAUUGUGAUGCUAAAAAUCAUGCAACAUGUAUUUAUGUACAUCCAUCAAAAACUCAAGAAAUAAAUUACAUUGACAAUAAUCGUAAUGGUGAAAUGUGGCUCAGUGAAAUAUCAAAUAAAGCAAAAAUUAAUUACAAGGCUGAUAAUAAACAAAUUAAUUUUUUACAAUUAUCAUCAAGUUAUGCUGAGCAAAAUUUAACCUAUCAUUGUCGUAAUAGUGUGGCUUAUUUUGAUGAAGAGAGAAAGACUUAUCGACGAGGACUUAAAUUACUAGCAUGGAAUGACAUUGAAUUGUUACCAAGAGGAAAUCAAAGAUUUCGAUAUCAAGUUCAUUUAGACGAGUGCAAGGCACGUAAAGAUGAAUGGAGUAAAAGUAUUUUAACUUAUCAUACUGAUAAACCAACAAGACUUCCAGUUGUGGAUAUUGCACUUCGUGAUAUUGGAAAAUCAGAGCAAAGUUUUUGGAUUGAAAUUUCUCCUGUUUGUUAUCAUUAAAUAUUGUACUUAUUCAACAAAAAAAAUAGCUUUCAUAUCAAUAAAUUAUUAAGUUACAUAUAUCAUUCAGUCAUAUAUAGAAAUUUUUAUUAAAAACUUUGAUUAUUUCUUUAUCGAAAUUGUAAAUAUUUCGAUUCAUGUUGUAGAAAAAAAAAAAACACAUGACUGUAUGAGUACGCCACGCUGUGGUAAGAUCAUCAACUUCAUCUGAUUAUUUUCAUUUAAAUUUCUUUUUUAUCUUCUUAAUUAUUA